UGCCUAAAAUAUUUAGAAAAAUGUCUACUCAAUCAGCAAAAGAGAGACCUGAGAGUUUGCAUUUCCCAUUCCUGGAUGACGAAGACACCAUCUCCACACUCAAAGAAUCCAAAACCCUUUUCAUCCUCCGGGGCCUGCCUGGCAGCGGGAAGUCCACCCUGGCCCAGGCCAUCCAUGAUCGGUACAAAGACGCCUGCAAGGUCAUCUCUGUUGAUCACUAUAAAAUUACACCAUUAAUAAGAAGCUCCAUUCCUGAAGAGUACUCCAAGGUGGAUGAGGAUCUAGUUGACUAUUGCAAACGGGAGAUCAGCGUCAUCGUUUUGGAUGACACUCACCACGAGCGGGAACGGCUGGACCAGCUCUUUGACAUUGCUGACAAGUACCGGUACAAAGUCAUCUUCGCCGAGCCCAAAACCCCGUGGCGCUUGGAUUGUCCCCAGCUAAAGGACAAGAAUCAAUGGAAACUAUCUGUGGAAGAGCUGAAGAAGAUGAAGCCAAGCUUGGAGAAAGAAUUCCUCCCCAUGUAUUUUGGGUGGUUUUUGAGCAAAAGAAGUUCGGAGAUCCUGAGGAAGGCUGGCCAGGCAUUCUUGGAUGAGCUUGGGAGUCUCAAAGCCUUCAAAAAGGAGAGCAAAUACUUUCUUUCUGCUACCGAGGAUCCCAAAAUAAAAAUAGAUCUUACCAGCUACUUUGUGAAGAGGCCACCUGGGGUCCUGCACUGCACCACGAAAUACACUGAGUUUGGAAAAGCAGCUGGAGCUGAGGAAUAUGCACAGCAGGAAGCCGUGAAGGCUUCCUACGGUAAAGGCUUCACGCUCUCCAUCUCGGCGCUGUUCAUCACCACAAAGACUGUCGGGGCUCGCAUCGAGCUGAGCGAGCAGCAGCUGCUGCUCUGGCCCGGGGAUGCCGACAAGAUCCUGCCCACGGACAACCUCCCGCGGGGCAGCCGGGCCCACAUCACCCUCGGCUGCGCCAACGGCGUCGAAGCCGUCCAGACCGGGCUCGACCUGCUGGAGUUUGUGAAGCUGGAAAAAGUGGGGAACAAAGGGGAGCAAGUGGGGGAAAUUGGAGGAGGGAAACUGCUGUAUUUUGAUAAUGGUAUGUGGAUGCUUGUCCUGGCUAAAAAGAUUGAUGUGAGGGCGAUAUUCUCGGGAUACUAUGGGAAGGGAAAACUCGUGCCAACGCAGAGCACCAACAAACGGGGCUCUGCCUUUAGCUCCUGCACCAUCAUCUAG
This is a messenger RNA of Cinclus cinclus, 1232 nucleotides long. It is a transcript of the gene CNP, whose product is annotated as 2',3'-cyclic nucleotide 3' phosphodiesterase. Lineage: Eukaryota; Metazoa; Chordata; Aves; Passeriformes; Cinclidae. Gene Ontology annotation, molecular function: 2',3'-cyclic-nucleotide 3'-phosphodiesterase activity. The record is from RefSeq and is a predicted model, not a curated record. Bases 21 to 1232 code for a protein of 403 amino acids. Gene Ontology annotation, cellular component: cytoplasm; membrane. Gene Ontology annotation, biological process: cyclic nucleotide catabolic process. The transcript is spliced from 3 exons.